GUAGGAAAGGGGGGCGGGGAUGAUGCAAUGUUUGGCAACCGGUGUCUGCGCGCGCACGCGCAGGGGACUACGAGGGUGGUGGGCGGUGCGUGGGGAGGAUGGGUAGGGGAGAGGAGAGAGGGCGGGGCGCUAGCUCCCGGCACCCAACGGCCCCAACGGCUAUCAACUGUGGCUGCCCUUAGGUUGCCGAGUGAAACCUCACUGUAUCUUGUCUUCCUCAGGAGUUCUUGGUCCGCCCACCUGGCAGUAGCCCCCGUUUUAUCUCCUCCAUAAGGGACUCCCAUUUUCUUUCCCCCCCCUUCCAACUAAUCCUCACAAGGCCUUUUAAACCUUCGCCUUAGAAAGUUUGCAUCCAUCCGAUAGGAUUGUCUACAUUUUCUUGAGUCUUCUUAGAGUCUAAGCUUUUAGCCCCCUAACUCCCCCAAAAGGGGCCGAUGUGCUUGAAUCCUCUUGAUAGUCAUUUCCAGCUCCUUUCAGAAGAGCAUGCUUACCUUUUAUCUUUGUGAAGUUUCUAAUAAGCAUGCCCUCCGCAUGCCAGAAUUCAUGUUCUUUACCCUGUGGACGGGAUUUGUUUUCCCACUCAUCUCCCCUCUUGGUGCUCUGGUGCCCUUCACCAAAGACCAAGACCCGUCCUUUUCACUGUACCAGACAGCAAGUCCGGUGACUCCCUGCUGUGAGCAACUGGGCACAGGCCUUCUGCCUCCUAGGUGUUUGGGCUACAGUAGCGCCUUGUUGCCCGGGACAUUGAGUGCGCUUGAACACGCGACUGCCUUGGACUAGGUUGUCAGGAGCCCAGGUUCUAGCUUCAGCUGCCUCUCACUUGCUCAGGGAUCCUAGGCCAGCCGCCGUUCCUGUUUGUAAAUAAAAAAUGAGUUGUGAAGGUAAAAUGAGAGAAAUAUGAACUUGGAAACAGCUUGAACUAAAGUGAAAAGCACCAGGCACAAUGCAGUGUUUUUCUUGUGCCAUGAGGUAGAAAACAGAAGCCAUGUGGUCGCCUGUUACACAUCCUGUCAUAGCCUCAUAGGGUCAGCCAGACUUUAAGUAGAAACUGUCAGAGGCCAAUGUGGCUGGCUGGAAGGUAUAGGUGAUGGUGUGACAGUGACAGGUCCUUGGCCGGGCCUCCUCCGUUGCUCCAGACCUGCAUUUCCCCUUCUGUAAAUGGGACUGGGGGUGAGUGGGUCAGAUGCUCUCUCCUGGCUCAAAGACACAACCAGGUUGUCAGUGACAGGCAGAGGUCAUGUGACUUGACAGGCCGAGGUCGUGUUGUGACAUGUUGACCUGGGGAGGCGGGUCAAGUCCCAGCACACUACUCGGUGUGGGCUAAGCCGGCGGCCCCGGCUUUAGACUGGACCCCACAAUGUUUGCAGAGAUGUUCAGGCACGUGGGAGCUGAUUACACACAAUGAAUGGGGGCAAUGAGAGCAGUGGAGCAGACAGAGCUGGGGGCCCUGUGGCCACAUCUGUCCCCAUCGGCUGGCAGCGCUGUGUUCGAGAGGGUGCUGUGCUCUAUAUCAGCCCAAGUGGCACAGAGCUGUCUUCCUUGGAGCAAACCCGGAGCUACCUCCUCAGCGAUGGGACCUGCAAGUGCGGUCUGGAGUGUCCACUCAAUGUCCCCAAGGUUUUCAACUUUGACCCUUUGGCCCCGGUGACCCUGGGUGGGGCUGGGGUGGGGCCAGCAUCAGAGGAGGACAUGACCAAGUUGUGCAACCACCGCCGGAAAGCCGUUGCCAUGGCAACUCUGUACCGCAGCAUGGAGACCACCUGCUCACACUCUUCUCCUGGAGAGGGAGCAAGCCCCCAAAUGUUCCACACUGUGUCCCCAGGGCUCCCCUCUGCCCGCCCUCCCUGUCGAGUCCCUCCCACAACUCCACUUAAUGGGGGUCCUGGCUCCCUUCUCCCAGAACCAAGCUCAGUUCCGCCAGCCUUCCCACCUCUAGCAGGCCCUGGGGGACUCUUCCCACCACCAAGGCUUCCUGACCCAGUCCCCUCUGGAGGCAGCAGUAGCCCCUGUUUCCUCCCAAGGGGCAAUGCCCCCUCUCCAGCUCCACCUCCUCCACCUGCCAUCAGUCUCAAUGCCCCCUCAUACAACUGGGGAGCUGCCCUUCGAUCCAGCCUGGUGCCCCCUGACUUGGGCUCUCCUCCAGCUGCCCAUGUCUCUUCCUCACCACCUUCAGACCCUCCUCUCUUCCACUGUAGUGAUGCCUUAACACCUCCUCCUCUACCCCCAAGCAAUAAUCUCCCUGGUCCCCCUGGUCCUGCCACUCAGCCACCAGUGUCUUCAGCCACUAUGCACCUGCCCCUGGUCCUGGGACCUCUGGGAGGGGCCCCCACAGUAGAGGGGCCUGGGGCACCCCCCUUCCUUGCUAGCAGCCUACUCUCUGCAGCGGCCAAGGCACAGCAUCCCCCACUCCCACCUCCCAGCACUUUACAGGGCCGAAGGCCCCGUGCCCAGGCACCCUCAGCUUCCCACUCAUUACCCCGUCCCUCUCAGCGUCGUCCCCGCAGACCCCCAACUGUACUGCGAUUGCUAGAAGGGGGAGGCCCUCAAGCCCCUAGACGGAGCCGUCCCCGGGCCCCUGCACCUUCCCCCCAUUUUUCUCUCCCUGAGCCAUCCCAACCAAUUCUUCCUUCUGUGCUGUCCCUUCUGGGACUCCCUACCCCUGGCCCUUCCCACUCUGAUGGAAGCUUUAACCUUUUGGGGUCAGAUGCACACCUUCCUCCUCCCCCAACCCUCUCCUCAGGGAGCCCUCCCCAGCCCAGGCACCCCAUCCCACCCUCCCUGCCUGGGACCACAAGUGGCAGCCUCAGCAGUGUGCCAGGUGCCCCUGCCCCACCAGCUGCCUCCAAAGCCCCCCUAGUCCCUAGCCCUGUGCUUCAAAGCCCAUCUGAAGGGCUCGGGUUGGGGGCGGGCCCAGCCUGCCCUCUGCCCCCCCUGGCUGGUGGGGAGGCUUUCCCUUUCUCCAGCCCUGAGCAGGGCCUGGCACUGAGUGGAGCUGGCUUCCCUGGGAUGCUAGGGGCCUUGCCUCUCCCUCUGAGUCUAGGGCAGCCUCCACCUUCUCCAUUGCUCAGCCACAGCUUAUUUGGUGUGCUGGCUGGGGGAGGAGGACAACCUCCCCCUGAGCCCUUGCUACCCCCACCAGGGGGACCUGGCCCUCCCCUAGCCCCAGGCGAACCCGAAGGGCCUUCGCUUUUGGUGGCUUCCCUGCUUCCACCACCCCCUUCAGACCUCCUUCCACCCCCUUCUGCACCUCCUAGCAACCUCCUUGCUUCUUUCCUGCCUCUUUUGGCCCUGGGCCCCACAGCUGGGGAUGGGGAGGGAUCUGCAGAGGGCGCUGGGGGUCCAAGUGGGGAAACAUUUUCAGGUUUGGGAGACCUGCCCCCGCUACUGUUCCCCCCACUUUCAGCUCCCCCUACCCUCAUAGCUUUAAAUUCUGCGCUGCUGGCCGCCAGCCUGGAUCCCCCCUCGGGGACAACCCCCCAGCCCUGUGUCCUGAGUGCCCCCCAACCUGGACCACCUACCUCCAGUGUCACCACGGCAACUACUGACCUGGGAGCCUCCUCUCUGGGCAAGGCCCCCUCCAACUCAGGGAGACCCCCCCAACUUCUUAGCCCUCUGCUGAGUGCCAGCCUGCUGGGUGACCUGUCUUCACUGACCAGCAGCCCUGGAACCCUCCCCAGCCUGUUGCAGCCUCCUGGCCCUCUUCUCUCUGGCCAGUUGGGGCUGCAGCUCCUCCCUGGGGGGGGAGCUCCUCCACCCCUCUCAGAGGCUUCUAGUCCCCUAGCCUGCCUGCUACAGUCUCUCCAGCUUCCUCCAGAGCAGCCAGAAGCCCCCUGUCUGCCCCCUGAGAGCCCCACCUCAGCCCUCGAACCGGAGCCUGCCCGGCCUCCCCUCAGUGCCUUAGCCCCACCCCACAGUUCUCCCGACCCCCCAGUCCCUGAGCUGCUCACUGGGAGGGGGUCAGGGAAACGGGGCCGGAGGGGAGGAGGGGGACUUAGGGGCAUUAAUGGUGAGGCCAGGCCAGGUCGUGGUCGAAAGCCUGGUAGCCGGCGGGAGCCUGGCCGACUGGCCCUCAAGUGGGGGGCACGUGGUAGCUUCAAUGGACAAAUGGAACGGUCCCCAAGGACCCACCACUGGCAGCAUAAUGGGGAGCUGGCUGAAGGGGGUGCAGAGCCCAAGGAUCCAUCCCCUCCUGGGCCCCAUUCUGAAGACCUUAAGGUGCCCUCAGGGGUAGUCAGAAAGUCUCGUCGUGGCCGGAGGAGAAAAUACAACCCUACCCGGAACAGCAAUAGCUCCCGCCAGGAUGUUACCUUGGACCCCAGCCCCACAACCCGAGCGGCUGUCCCUCUGCCUCCCCGGGCCCGCCCUGGCCGUCCUGCCAAAAACAAGAGGAGGAAACUGGCCCCAUAGCAGCCAUACCUGGAGCUGGAUCUGACCCUGAUUGGGGAGAGCUGAGUGCUGAGCCUUGGGAGCCCCUGCCAGCCACCUGCACCUGUGGACAGUGGGUGGGGGCACUACUCCCCACUCAGAGCACAAAUGCAAGCCCUUCCCCUACAAUCCCAUCCUGAGCCAUUGCAGGGGGUCAGGAAGCUCACCCCCUCCCCCCCUAAAGCCAUGUCACUGAAAAGGCCUGGGGGGGUGGUAUAUGGCCUGCUCCCCACCAGACUAAGGGGAACACCCCCUUCCCCAGGUCUUUUAUUUGUUUAAGUUAUUUUUGCACAAAUGACUCUUUUAUAUUUAAUUCGACUUCAUUGCCUCCCUUUUUAAAGCCAGCAGGCUCAGUUUACAAACCUGUGAGCUACUGUUGGCUGCUGCCCUCCUUCCCAGUGAAAGGUACAAAGCAAUAAGCAUCAUGCAUCCUCCCCUCACCCCUCCAACACCCCUCUGUCUCUGGCUCAGGUUGCUCAAAGCACAGAUCCCCUCUUACCCUGUCCCCAGGUUUGAAACACAUAGCCUCAUUUCAAGGUGUAGCCAGCUUUCCUCUACUUUCCUCUGGGAUAGAAAAAGGGGGUAAGGGGGCAAAGAGAGCCCUCUGGGCCUCUCCUCCCAUACACACUACACUGCCCCUUCUCCCCCCAUCAAAACGCUCAGAGACGUUGUGAUGAUGCGACUGAGGAUUAUGCAACGUGGUCCAACCGGAGCGGCCAGCAUGACCAGCUGUCCAGGGGCUGCCUCCUGCCUUUUCUUUUGUAAAGACAAGACCCUUGGGAGUUUUAAUUCUGUUUUGUACUUGCCCUGUGGGGCCUCCACUGCUUUUCUAUGGGAGACACUCUUAAUUUAACAGAUGAGAAUAUUUUGAAACUCUG
Molecule: messenger RNA, 5303 nt
Organism: Pteropus alecto (black flying fox)
Lineage: Eukaryota; Metazoa; Chordata; Mammalia; Chiroptera; Pteropodidae
Gene: MBD6
Product: methyl-CpG binding domain protein 6
Exons: 13
Coding region: 1402-4407 (1001 amino acids)
Cellular component (GO): nucleus; chromocenter
Molecular function (GO): chromatin binding; DNA binding
Source: RefSeq, a predicted model, not a curated record